Molecule: messenger RNA, 937 nt
Organism: Cucurbita moschata (crookneck pumpkin)
Lineage: Eukaryota; Viridiplantae; Streptophyta; Magnoliopsida; Cucurbitales; Cucurbitaceae
Product: ethylene-responsive transcription factor ERF061-like
Exons: 3
Coding region: 33-869 (278 amino acids)
Biological process (GO): regulation of DNA-templated transcription
Molecular function (GO): DNA binding; DNA-binding transcription factor activity
Source: RefSeq, a predicted model, not a curated record
UUCAGGGAAACCAAAAAGCGUGCAAAAUCUCGAUGGUUAACAAAAUGCAACAACAAUUAAACAAUUCCCAAUUCUUUACCACUCUGGAUUCCAUUUUUUCUCGCUCUCUGCCCUCCACCGCCGUCGCCCUCAGCCCUAUGCCGGAGACGGCGAUGGGUUCGUCGGUGUACCUCCGACAGAGAGAUCUGGUCCAUAAAUUUUGCGUUGAGAAUCACCACCUGCAACUCCAACGACAGCACCGCUACCAACCAGUUGAAAUUUCUGCUGGUUAUGGGGGUUUUCCGGCGUCGGAGAAGAAGAAGCUGUACAGGGGUGUGAGACAGAGGCAUUGGGGGAAAUGGGUGGCGGAGAUUAGGCUGCCCCAGAACAGAAUGAGGGUUUGGUUGGGAACCUACGACACGGCGGAGGCUGCCGCCUAUGCGUAUGACAGGGCGGCGUAUAAGCUCAGAGGAGAAUACGCGAGGCUGAAUUUUCCCAAUUUGAAGGAGUUUAGGAAUUUGGGGUUCGCCGAUUGCGGCCGUUUGAAUGCUUUAAAGAACUCUGUUGAUGCUAAAAUUCAAGCAAUUUGUUCGAAGAUAAAGAGGGAAAGGGCUAAAAAGAGAAGCAAGAAAUUGGAUCCCAAAAACAUCCCCGUUUCUGAGUCAUCUUCGCCCUCGGUGAUGGCAGCGACGUGGUGUUCGUCGGCGGUUUCUGAAGAUGGGUUUUGGAGAACGGACAAUUCGCCGCCACCACCGUCGUCGUCGUCCGGCUCGGCGGAGUCGGCGGUGACGGUGGCGAUGGUGGUGGAAGGGGACUGUGAAGGGUACUCUUCGCUGGCGAAGAUGCCGUCUUUUGAUCCAGAUUUAAUUUGGGAAGUUCUUGCAAAUUAAAUUGAAUGAACUUUCUCUCUUUGUUGUAAUUUAAUUUUUUCCAAAACUCAUUUUAAAACAGCACAACA